Morone saxatilis (striped sea-bass) is the source of this 3678-nucleotide messenger RNA. RefSeq names its product ceramide synthase 3a (gene cers3a). Gene Ontology annotation, cellular component: membrane. Gene Ontology annotation, molecular function: DNA binding; sphingosine N-acyltransferase activity. The coding region runs from base 130 to 1317 and encodes 395 amino acids. Gene Ontology annotation, biological process: ceramide biosynthetic process. NCBI's taxonomy places the organism in Eukaryota, Metazoa, Chordata, Actinopteri, Moronidae. The record is from RefSeq and is a predicted model, not a curated record. The transcript has 11 exons.
CUGGCUGCCUGUCGUAGCGGAGAGAUAGAGGAUUUUGCCAUCCCUGUUAAUUUCCCACAGUAAACACAGCAGCCAGGGUGGAAACAACCUGCUCUAUCUGGUGGCACUGACAGUGGAAAGGGUGGAGGGAUGUUCGACACGCUGUAUCAGUGGUUCUGGUGGGACAAAAUCUGGCUGCCUGCGAAUCUGACGUGGGCUGACCUGGAGGACAGGGAUGGCCGGGUCUAUGCCAAAGCCUCACAUCUCUACGUCACUGUCCCCUACGCCUUCGCCUUCCUAUUCAUCAGAUACCUUUUUGAAAGGUGGAUAGCAACACCACUCGCAGUCUCUGCUGGGAUCCAGCAGAGAGUCCAUCUUAAAGCAGAGGACAACCCCAUCCUGGAAGCCUACUACACUACUCACUAUAGAAAUCCUGCUCAGGCAGAUAUCGACGGGCUGUCUAAGAAAUGCAGUUUGUCUGUGAGACAAGUUCAGCGCUGGUUCAGAAGAAGACGCAGUCAGGACCGUCCUGGAGUCCUGAAGAAGUUCAGAGAGGCCAGUUGGAGGUUUGUCUUCUACCUGUCGGCAUUCAUCGGAGGAAUAAUAGCAUUGUACGAUAAAGAAUGGUUUUAUGACACCCGGCAAGUAUGGACAGGUUUUCCACGUCAGUCCAUGCUGGAGUCUCAGUACUGGUAUUAUGUCUUGGAGAUGAGCUUCUAUGGCUCUCUUCUCUUCAGCGUUGCGUUUGAUGUCAAAAGAAAGGACUUUAAGGAGCAAAUCAUCCACCACUUGGCCACGCUGGUCCUCUUAUCAUUUUCCUGGUGUGUCAACUACAUUCGUAUAGGAACACUGGUCAUGCUCGUCCAUGAUGCCUCUGAUGUUUUACUGGAGUCUGCCAAAUUAUUCAACUAUGCCAAGUGGGAGAAAGCCUGCAAAACUCUUUUUGUUCUGUUUGCCAUAGUGUUUAUGGUAACACGACUGAUCAUUUACCCAUUCUGGCUGAUCCACUGUACCUGGGUCUACCCCAUUCACCAUUACCCUGCCUUCUUUGGAUACUACUUCUUCAAUGUGAUGCUGGUGGUCCUUCUCUGUCUGCACAUGUUCUGGGCCUACCUUAUUCUGUGCAUGAUCAGAAAGUUUAUGACUGGCACUCUAACCAAAGAUGAGAGAAGUGACAAUGAAGAGGAAGAGGAGGAAGAGAGCAGCCUGACAGAGGAUGGUGAGGAGCAGCACAAGCUCAGCAACGGAUUGGUGGUUGACGAGAAGGAGGACAAGAACGGCUGCUUUGGAUGCUUGUCUCCACCAGAGAACAUCUGCCGGUCAAAGACUGUGUACUGACACAUGCUCAGUAUGAUUUAGCAUGAGUCUAGGUUGUGAGAAACUGAACAAUGGUAAAUAUAUUUCACCCAACAUGGACGAAAAAAUGAGCUAAACGUGAUUUAUUCCUUCAGACGCUGGAACGCGACCUAGCCCAAAUAAGCCUUGCUGCUCACAGUGCAUUGAACUGCAAACACACACACAGGGGGAGACUUUGACAUUUUUUUGGCUCUGUUCCUCCCCACAGUGUUGUCAGUGGCAGCGCUUCACUGCCCUGCAGGUCCAGAGAGUCCAGUGAACCAAACAAGCAAACAAAACACAAACCCCUCUGCACACUAUCGUCACAUCUAACUUCUUCUGUAUUGUUUGUGAAGUGCAGAGCUGGUGCGCUGUGGAACUUUCCCCCAGUCACUUCAACUCACUGUUUCAUCCAUCAAGGCCUGCUGGCUUUUAUAUCAACCCUCUGUUGGCUUGCACCACAUAUUUAUGGUCACAGAGAGAUGAAUGGGAUCCAGUUACACCAUAGACUGUUAGGGGACUCCCAACUUGUUAGGGUAACUCUUUCUGACCCCCCACUUCCACACUGUUACCUCCAAGUUCCCUUUAUGUACACUGCACACAAAAAGCCUUUGGAAUAAUACUACAUGACUGCAGGUUUUCUGUGUGUCAGUUACUUAGUAGUGAUUCGAUUUACCUGCUUUAGUUAGACUUGUUGGUUUGUUUAACAGGGUUUGUUACACAGAACCGGAGGGCAUCAUGAAAAAGAACACUUUCCAAAAAUACUCUGCAGGUGAUUGGAUGAACCAUCUGUGUAUUACUAUCUAUCACAGGUGAACUUCAACUAAUCAGAUCAAUGAACAUUAUAACAUAGUCAAACCCUUACUGAAGACAGUUGGGAGAAGAGAGAAAACAUCUUUUCCACAGAGUAAAGCGUUCGGUAUCGUUCUUUCCUCUUUCAAUGAAGAAAUACUCUCCAGUUCUGAUAGCACUGAUGCUAGCAGCAUCUACACUAACCUCUUAGCCACCAUUGUUGUUUACUUCAUUCUUGCUGUUUUACACCAAGUGCCCACCCCCGUAGCUGCCACUAGUUCCUCAAAGAGAAGAUUAAUUUACAAAAACUAAAAUAAAUUCUACAUCAUUUGAACUGUUAUUUAUUAGCUGUGGCAAAAGUCAUGUUAUGGUGAGAGGAAAACUGUAAACUAUAAACUGUAGUCAGUUCACUGGAGAGUAUGCAGUGGAAAAAUAGGGAUUAGGCAAAUGAAUGUGGAGUAAACACUGACCAUCUGCCUGUAAUGAACACUUCAUCAUAAACACUGCAUCAUUAAGAAAGGAGGAAUAAAACGUUAGUUAAAUGUGUCGAUACUAGGCCUACAGGCCUACUAGUAAAUUAUAUGGCCGUUUGUGAGCAAGUGCUGUCCUGUUUUGUCAAAAAAUCUCCUGGAAAGGUCCUGGAAAAUUAUUCCUUAAAAAGAGUGGGAACCCUGGAAUGCUUAUAUGAAGUGCAUUUGAACAGUGAGCUGGCUGCUUAGCUUACAAAAAAGCUACAUAAUCACUGACUUUGAAUCUUUAAACUGAUGUUGACCAUCUGGAGAAAAGAUGAGACCUCCCUAAUGCAUCCAUGGAUGGACCUGUCCUCCCAAGAAGAAGCAAAGUCCACAUAGGGAGGAGGUCAGGGUGGAUGAGUGGAUCAACAAAACAUCAGACUUUAAUAUUUAACAAUGUAGACAUUUUACUCAUUUCCAUAUAAAAGUCUUUAUUUUAACCCAAACCAUGAUCUUUGCAUAAUCCUAACCAAGUUGUUUUUGUGUUUAAUUGUAAUUUGUAAUGCUUUUGGAAGAUACUGACAAAUGAUGUCAUCUUGCUGAUGAAGGAUGUCAGAUCAGAAAAUGCUUCUAUUUGUUGUUCUAGAGAGCACAGACCAACAAGUCCUCCAAAUUAAACAACAAAAUACAUUUUCAUUUGGAGGACUUGUUGAAAACUUGACUCUUCUGGUGAGCUGAACGUAACAGAUCUGUAAUAAUAAGCAGUAUCAACAUUACUGUACAGUCGACAGAGGAUAUGAGUGUUCCGAAUACAAAACUAUUUGAGUUUACUCUUGCCUAACAUCACUAAUACUGUGCCAAAAAAUGAUUUGAAUAUGUUUUAAUGCUGUCGACUUCACUGGAGAAAACAAGCAUGUAAAACUGGUUGUAGGUUUAUUUAUUAUAUGGAAAUACUGUGUGGGGUUAUAUGUGUGUGUGGGUGAUGUGAUUUAUUGUCAGUAUUGUCAUAUCAAUCCCUUGGAGACACUUAAAGGUCACAUUAAGGAGGAGGAUCUAUUGUCAGAAAUGGAAUAUAAUAUUCAUGGUUAUGUUUUCAUUAGUGUAUAAUCACCUGAAAAUA